GGCUUCCCAACUAAUACUGACACUAAACACGUUCGGUAAGCAAAGCAAUAACUGAGAGAAAAUGAACGGUAUUGGCAGCGCCAAGCCGGCCUCGGGACCACCGAAUCUGCAGCUUUUCAACUGCACGCACGCCGAUUGUGGGGCCACGUUUACGCGCCAGUGGAGACUCGAGGAGCACCAGACCGUUCACACCGGACAGCGUCUGUACCAGUGCGCAGCGGCAGAUUGUGGACGUCGUUUCAAGAGGAAAACUCACUUGAGCCGCCACAUGCUCCAACACAAAGGAGUCAAACAAUUCAAAUGCAAAUUUGCAAACUGUCCCAAAAGUUUCUUCAACACUGGGAAGCUGAAAAGACACAUCCGCUUCACUCACGGAGACAAAAAUAAAUACUUCAAGUGCACCCAACCCAAAUGUCCUCUGACCUUCAAGAAACGGCGGUUGUUUAAACAGCAUUUAAAAACUCACAACAUGGCGCCCAAGUUUUGUUGUUCAAAGGACGACUGCGCUGCCACUUUCGACUCCCACGUCGCUCGGAAAGCCCACGAGAAGAAGCACGCAGGUUACCGCUGUCCUCAUGCAGACUGUAAGGUUCUUGAACACACCUGGGGACGGCUCCAGAAACACAUUGCAGUGAAACAUCCAGCCACCUUCCCUUGUAAACAGUGCAAGAAGGAGUUUAAGAAUUCCGACGCCCUCCGCAGACACAAGCGCCUCCAUGCCUCUCAUAAGCCCGUCCUGGUGUGUCCUCGUCCAGACUGUAAGGUUUACUUCUCCACCACCUUUAACCUGCAGCACCACAUCCGUAAAGUGCACCUCCAACUCAACAAAUACAAGUGCAGUUUUCCAGAAUGCACUCGCACCUUCGCCAUGCGGGAAAGCAUGAACAGACAUAUGCUGCGUCAUGACCCAAACAGCGUGUCUCUUAAGAGGCGCCGUCGCUCUAAGAAGUCAUGGCAGAAGCGUCUGGAUGGCCACCGCCUGCCGCUGGUGGAAGAAAACCUGGAAAACUUGUUCAACCUGAAGAUGAGGAUCACCAGAAAGACCAAAGUGGAGACGAACCUCUCCGGACUCUUCAACGAACGCAAAAUCCCACAUUACGUCGACCCUGAAGUGAACCUCCGAGACCUGUUCUCCAUCAAGCCUCUGGAGAAGCCAGCCAUUGCUCCUGUUAAGGGAUAAACUACAGUAUUUGGUCAUUACUUUGUUUCUCUGCCCUGACUCUCUACUCUACCUCCUCUCUUCCUGUUUUCUCCCUCUUUCCCCUUAUGCUUUUUUCUCUCCUCAGGCUCUUUUCUCUUCCCACUUUCAUCCUUUAAUUUCUCUUCCUCCUGUCUUUUCUCCCUCCUUCACAUCUCUUCUGCUGUCCUUUUUCUAUAAUGCUUGUCUAUUUCCAUCAUCCCAGUCUCUCUCCCUUUGCCACCCAUCUCUUGAGUUGUCCUUUUUCUGUGCUUCUCCCUUUCUGUCUCUAUUCCUUUUUGUUUCAUUUUUUUUCUCUCCCCUCGCAAAAUCCCACACAUCGACCUGGAAGUGAACCUACACCUGUUCUCCAAACCUUGUGUUGGGUCUACAGUUUUUCAUUCUUUUACUAUAAAUGUCUAUUGGGUCGUUUUUGUUUUCAAAUGUAUCUAAAAUACAUUAAGGUAUUUGAAAAGUAAUUUGGCAAAUGGUCAAAUUUUGAUUUGUAAAUUGAUUUUAAAUUAAAUGCAUGGCUUGUAAUCCUGCAGUUUCUGACUCAAUAAAUAAGUUUGUUUAUGCAAA
Boleophthalmus pectinirostris (great blue-spotted mudskipper) is the source of this 1759-nucleotide messenger RNA. It is a transcript of the gene 42sp43, whose product is annotated as P43 5S RNA-binding protein. The transcript is spliced from 9 exons. The coding region runs from base 62 to 1180 and encodes 372 amino acids. The record is from RefSeq and is a predicted model, not a curated record. Lineage: Eukaryota; Metazoa; Chordata; Actinopteri; Gobiiformes; Gobiidae. Gene Ontology annotation, cellular component: nucleus.